CCAAAGGGAGAGGAGAGUCAGAGUGGAAGCCACAGCGUGAGGAAGACAGAGACCAAGAAGGAGUAAGAGAGAGUGAGAGAUUUUUGUGGGAUAUCUGCUGGACCCACCGCGACCCCCAAGAUGUUUAAGAAAAAGGACACUAAGGACAGUACGCUCAAGGUCUCGGGCAAGAUCAGCAAGAACCAGGCCAGCAGCUUGGCCUUGCUGAUCGCCAAGAUGCAAAAGAAUGCCGACCAGGUGGAGAAAGACAUCCUCAGAUCUGAGGAGAUGCUGGCUGUGGAUGCUGAAAAUGAGAAGAAAGAGCUGCCCUUCGAGCAUCAGAAUGAGAUAUCAGAAAAGCUGGGCGAGGCUGAGGGCCUGCUGAAGGACCUUUUCCUGGACGUCGACAAAGCCAAGAAGUUCAAACACCCACAAGCCACAGAGAUAGAGAGCGAUGUUGUGCACCUCCACGAACGCUGGUUGAAGGACUGCGUCUUCUACCGAGAAAUCUACGAGCAGAUUGAUGACGUGUCGCUGAUGCCGAGAAUCGACUGGGGGCCUGUUUUCAACGAGAAGCAAAAAGAGGUCAAUUCAGAGGAGUACGGCCCGACUAUGGCGGACCUGGAGAAGCAGAUUGCUGCUCACAACAUCCUGCACAAAGAGGUUGAGGCCUACAACUCACAGCUCUGUGUCAGCUCUGCAGGCAGCAAGGAGAAAUAUACAGCCCUGAAGAAACAGUACAACAAUCUACUGGAUAACUCCAAGUGGCGUCGCCACUACCUGAACAGCCUGUACGAGUACAUGCAGGGCUGCAACAAGGAACUGGCCUUCCUGGGAGAGGAGCAAGACAAGAUCAAAGGGCAGGACUGGAGCGACCGCAUGGUGGACCCACCUGAUGUCCGCAGGCAGUAUGAGAACUUCAAGAACAACAGCCUGCUGUCCCACGAGAGCGAGGUGAACAAACUCCAGGAGGAAGGAGACCGACUUGUUGAAAUGAAACACCCUGCCAGCGCCACGAUACAGACUCAGAGAGACGGCGUACGAACAGAGUGGCAAAAAUUCCUCAAUCUCUGCAUUUGUCAGGAGACACACCUGGACAAUGUGGAGGAAUUCAAAAGGUACCAAAUGGAGACUGACCAACUGUCAGAGAAACUGACCAGACUCAACAACAGCCUGGACCCCAAGUCCAUCAGCAAGAAGAGCAACUCCGAGACACUGCUGCAGCUUGAGGCGGAGGAGAAGGCUGUACAGAACAGUGAGCAGCUGCUGGCAGACCUGAGGAGACGCAGCACCACCAUAGCUCCUCUGAAGCAGCGACGCAUCAACCCGAACAGACCCAUCACAGUGGAGUCCCUGUGUGACUGGGAGACAGAUAAGGCGUCUCUGUCAAGAGGGGAGAAGGUCACCCUUAAAUCUAAUACAGACAGCGAGAAAUGGGAAGUCAUGUCCACUGAUGGAACAACAAAAACCUUCCCAGGAGUUUGCUUCCAGAUCCCUCCACCUGAUCCAGAGGCCAUUGAUAAAGUGGACCUGCUGGGUGGUGAACUGGCAGAUAUCAAAAAGAGAAGAGCUGGUCUGGCAGCAUCCCUGAAGAAUCACAAAGCUGACGUUUCCAGGCCCCAACAAUCAGUGUCUUUUGCUGCACCGGAUCCCAAAGCGGCAGCUCUGGCUCAGCAGCUGGACAGGCUGGACAGUGACCUGGUCAACGCUGAGGAGAGCAUGCUGAGCCGCCUGCGAGCCCCACUGAGUCGCACGGACCCGACCGGAGAUCUGUCCAACAGGCUGAGGGAACAAGAGCAAGCUGCCAAGGCUCUGAAGGCUCUGGAGCAGGAGAAGCUGGCAGCUCAGGCCGACCUGCAGCCCCUGCUGUCUAAAGAUCCCGCUUCUUCUGCACUGCCGCUCAAACUGAGUGCCGCCAACAACAAGCACGAUAGCAUUGCAGCGCUUGCUGACCUCUACAACAAGAAAGCGAAUGCAUCUCUCAACCUGGAAAGUCAGAUUAAGAAGGUGGAUGGCCUUGUGUCUGGUUUUGAGAAAAAGCUGAGCGACGAUGGCCCAAUCCCUGAUGUACCAAAUGCAAUCCAAGGCCACACUGUAGACAUUCAGUACCAGCGAAAGUCUGUGGCAGCAGCUCAGGAUGACAUGAAGAAGCUGAGUCAGGAUCUGGAGACCACAGAGCAGCUGUGCAGCUCUCUGCAGCAAGGCUACCAGGAGUUCUGCCCUGACAUCCAGCGCCAGAGAACAGAGGUCAAGCAACUGCAGACCCGCUAUGCAAACGUGGCCAACCAGCUGAAAGAGAGAGAAAACAUCUUACAAGAAGCCGCAACCAAGAACCAGGAGUUCCAGAGCACGUGCAAAUCCCUGAACUCCUUCCUGAACAAUGUGCCGACAAACCAGAUCAACAGCAGUGAUGAUCUGUCUCAGGUUGCUGCUAAGCAGAGCUCCCAGGAGAGGGUAUUGGAUGACUUGAAGAGGAAGGGAGAGGACAUGGACAGAGUGACUGACCUGUCUCAAGAUCUGCAGAAUCUACUCAAUGAAUAUGAUGCCAAUGUUGACAAAUACAACAGUACACUUGAGGAUGCUGGAGCCACUGUUGCAAAGAAACCUCAUCUGCUCACACUGGCUGAUGCUGUUCAGAAAGAAGAAAAGGAUCUGGUCAACCGUUACGCUGAAGCAACAGCUGAAAACACCCAAAGACAAAAACAGAUGGGCUUGGCUAAGAAUCUCAUUUUACAAAAUGAAGAGAAAGUCCAAGUAGUGGCACAGCAGCAAGUGCAGCUUGAAAACCAACAGAGGAGUGCUUUAGAGUUAAACAGUCUGUUGAAAGAACUAGAUGUCGAGAAGGACAGGACAGCUCAUGCCGAGACAGACCUGAGAACCUUUAAAGACAGAAUGAUGUCCUUGAAGAGUCGCAAAGGAGUCGAGCGUGUUGAGGAGAAAGAAGUACUGCACUACUACCGCGACCCAAAACUGGAAAGUGAUUUGGCUGACCUUCAAAACAAACUGCACGAAGAGGCCCUGAGGCGUAGCACCAUCCACACUGAGGUUGAGGUGUUUAACAAGAAAAUCAUCAUCCUGGAGGACACCCUCAAAAACACUCCACCUAAAGUGGCGACCAGAGAGGUGACAGAGUUUGAGAGAGAUCCUCAGCUGGACAUAGAUGCUGCUAAGAUGAGAGACGAAAUAGCAAGGAUGAGAGAUGAAAUUCGUGUGAAAGAUGGGGAGCAGAUUCAGAUGAAGACAGAAGUCACAAUUCUCCAGCAGAAACAACCACCCAUCAAACAGACUGUGGUUAAGAAGGAAGUUUUGAAAGUGGAACAAGACCCGGAAAUGUUGAGAGCAGUGCGAACAUUUGAGACAGAAAUUUCUGAUGAGAACAACAAGAUCAAGUUGCUAAAUGAUGAAAUCUUCCAGACAAGGAGCCAGAUUAAUGCACUUGAGAGACUGAUUCCUAACAUCAAGCCGAAGAUCAUCACUAAGGAAGUGAAAAAGAUUGAACAAGACCCUGACCUCAUCAAUGAAUCUAAGAAGAUUCGGACAAGCAUGGAGGGUGAGAAGAUGGAAAACAACUCUUUGUCCAGUGAGCUGAUGAAUCUCCACAGCCGCUACCAAGAAGUUCAAUGCUGGAAGCCAAAAAUCGAGGUGAAGGAAAUUGUUAAUGAGAUCUACCGGAUAGACCCGAACACAGAGGUGGAGAUAAUGCGGCUCAGGAAAGACAUACAAGACUCUGGCAAGCAGCGCUCUGAUCUGGAGAGGGAGAUCAGCCAGGUCACAUCUGAGCUGAACAUCCUUCGUUCUGAGAAGCCCAAGGUGGAGCUGAAGGAAGUUCUCCAAGAGGUGAUUAAGGAGGAAAGAAGCCCUGAAAAUGAGAGAGAGAUUCAGAGGCUAAAUGAUCAAAUGAACCAUUUACACACCACUUACAACUCUCUCCUGGACAAGGUGAGACUACUCAGGACAGAAAGAGAUGAAUGGAAGGCUGAAAAGUCCAAGAUAGAGACCAAACUUGUCACUAGAGAUGUCAUCAAGUAUGAACCUGAUCCUCUGUUGGAGAAAGAAGCUGAUCGCUUGAGAAGAGAUGUGCGGGAGGAGGCACAGCUGAGGCGCACCAUUGAAGAGAUGGUGUUUGACCUGCAAAACAAAUACAUCCUGUUGGAGAGACAGAAGCCUGAGGAGAAGCUGGUCGUGCAGGAGGUUGUGCGUUUACAAAAGGACCCAAGGCAGUUCGCCGAGCAUGAGAAGCUCAGCAGGAACCUGGAUGAAGAAAUGAAGACCCGACGUCAAACAGAGCUAGAGUUGCAGCAGCUGAGAACAAAGGUGGAAGAUAAAGAGAGGAUCCUCAGAGAGAGUGAUGAGCAUCAAAAGAGGCUUCAAGCCGAGGCUGAUCUCAGAGAGAUCCGCUUGCGUAUCACACAGCUGGAAAAUGCCCCACCUCCUGUUGAAGAAAGUAUUAUUGUUGAAGAGGUGCUGAAGGUUGAAAGAGACCCAAAACUGGACAGGAUGACAAACGAUAUUCGGUCAGACAUGGACCAGCAAACCAGCGAUAUCCUGCGUCUUCAGAGGGACAUCCAUAGCACCAAUGUAAAACUACAGAUCCUGCAGAAGGAGAAGUCUGGUGAGAAGACAGUGUACAAAGAGGUUGUCCGUGUUGAGAAAGACCAGGCUGUUGAAGCAGAGAGGGAUCGCCUGAGGGAGCAGGUGUCUCAGCAGAAGUUUACCAGACAGGACCUGGAAGAUGAAAUCAGACGUGUCAAUGAUAAAAUCAACCUUCUGAUGAGCACCAAGUCCAGCUCUUCAAGAGAGGAGACUAACCUCAUUUUGAACAGAGAUGCCUUACAGAGGGAGAAGGACAACCUCACUCGAGAGCUCAGGACACUUGAGGCCAAGAGACAUGACACCAGCCUGUCUUUCCAGCAGCAGAGCAGGCUAAUGAGUGAGAGAACACAGAUGAGCAGACAGAAGAGUCUUAAGUUGGAGUCUGACACCCAGUCUCUGGAGAGGAAAAUCCUGGAUGAAAAAGACAACAUCCAUGAGCGAGACAGCACCAUCCGGGAGCUCCUUCAGCUGCUGCAGAAGGAGGAGCAAACAGAGACACGGACCAAAGAGACCAAUGUCUCCACCAAAAUCACCAUUCUGGAUCCAGAUACUGGGAAAGACAUGUCUCCCUAUGAUGCCUACCUGCAAGGCCUGAUUGAUCGUGACCAGUACAUUCAUUUGCAGGAGCUGGAGUGUGACUGGGAAGAGAUUACUUCAAUGGGACCCGAUGGGGAGACAUCUGUACUGCAGGAUCGCAAGAGUGGAAAGCAGUACUCCAUCAAAGAUGCCCUUAAGGAAAACAGGUUGACACAGUAUGACCUACAAAUGUACAAACAAGGCAAGAUGCCCAUCUCAGAGUUUGCCUUGCUGGUUGCGGGUGAAACUAAAACGCAGUUCAACUCAGUCAUGAAAGUGAAAUCCGCCCCCUCCGACAUCUCCACUGCUACAGAAAUCUACCCAGUUGCUGGAAUAGUGGACACAAACACUGACACCUGCUUUACAAUACGCAGUGCUACCCUGCGCAAACUGAUCGACCCCAGCACUGCCCAAAAACUUCUGGAGGCUCAGGCAGCAACAGGUGGCAUCAUUGAUAUCAACAACAAAGAGAGAUACACAGUUCACAAGGCAGCAGCCAAAGGCCUCAUUGAGGACAGUCAACUCCAGAGGCUACUGAAUGCACAAAAAGCCUUCACUGGUGUUGAAGACCCCAUGACCAGAGAGUGUUUGUCUGUGGGAGAAGCUGUUCAGAAAGGCUGGAUGCCAAAGGACAAUGCCAGGCGCUGCAUGGAGGCACAGCACCUGACCGGAGGGCUGGUCAAUCCCAACUCUGGCCGCAGAGUAAGCCUCUUGGAUGCCAUUGGGUCCAAAAUGAUAGACAGCACAAUGGUGAGGGAGCUCCAGGCCGAGACAACCUACAUUAAGGAUAUUAUAGACCCAAUCACAAAGGAGAAGAUCAACUACAAACAAGCCCUGGAUCGCUGUAAGAAAGACCCUCUGUCGGGCUUACCAAUGCUGCCUGCCUCCUCCAAAGAGUCUGGUUACACUCCAUUGUACAACUCUAAAUAUGCAAGAUUCUAGAUAUGUUUACUACAUACUUCGAGAUAUCUGGUCUGUGGAGUGAUGCGGUAAAAAUGUGCUAUUAGAUUAUGUGAAAUCCAUACAUUCAUUACCAUGUUCAUUUUGACUCAGGAAAAGUCUUCUACUGCAAACUUGUCUGUCUAGCCAAAAUGACAGGUCCUGAGAGCCUUUGUUUACCAUACGUGUGAUGUGGGGCUGAUGUUUUUAAUUUAAAAACGGAGAAUAUAAAUGCAGUUUAUCUUUAUUAUUAUGUGCUAUUAGGGAUAUUGGGACAUGGUGCAAUGCUUUUUGCCAAGAUUGAUUUGAUUCUGUAUUACUCGUGGGCUGUCCUUCACAUUGUUCACUUUAAACUCAAUCUUGUUUGAUACAUUAUGAAGAACUAAAUAUCAAUAAAUUUAAAUUAUAAUGA
Messenger RNA from Chelmon rostratus (copperband butterflyfish), 6499 nucleotides. It is a transcript of the gene evpla, whose product is annotated as envoplakin a. Lineage: Eukaryota; Metazoa; Chordata; Actinopteri; Chaetodontiformes; Chaetodontidae. The record is from RefSeq and is a predicted model, not a curated record. The coding region runs from base 121 to 6090 and encodes 1989 amino acids. Gene Ontology annotation, biological process: intermediate filament cytoskeleton organization; wound healing. The transcript is spliced from 22 exons. Gene Ontology annotation, molecular function: cadherin binding; structural molecule activity. Gene Ontology annotation, cellular component: intermediate filament; membrane; cytoskeleton.